Molecule: messenger RNA, 947 nt
Organism: Onthophagus taurus
Lineage: Eukaryota; Metazoa; Arthropoda; Insecta; Coleoptera; Scarabaeidae
Product: pupal cuticle protein 20-like
Cellular component (GO): chitin-based extracellular matrix
Molecular function (GO): structural constituent of chitin-based larval cuticle
Source: RefSeq, a predicted model, not a curated record
ACACUCAGUUCACCGCCGGAGGCUUCUCAAUAAAGCGAGGAGACAUCAUUUAAACUGGACAUCACCAACAUGAAAUUGGUGCUCUUUGUAGCACUCAUAGGUGUGAUACAAGCGGCUCGCUUAGAAAACACUUACCUACCACCAGCAGGCGCUGGUUCUUCAGGUGGUGGUCCAGGACUUUCAACUCCUUUUGGCGCAGGCGGUGGCGGAGGAGGAGGUGGAGGAAGACCGGGUGCAGGUGGAUUUGGUAGACCAGGUGGUAAUGGCGGUGGAAGACCUGGAGGUGGUGGCGGCGACGAUGCAAGCGCAACCAUCAUAUCUUAUGAAAAUGUAAAUAAUGGUGACGGAAGUUACAAGUUCAGUUAUGAAACGUCAAAUGGAAUUAAAGCGGAAGAGGAAGGUGAAUUGAAAAAUGCGGGAUCAGAUAACGAAAUUCAAAGCGCCGUUGGUUCGUACAGUUAUACGGGACCAGAUGGUCAAGAAAUAAAAAUAACUUAUACUGCCGAUGAGAACGGUUUUGUUCCACAAGGCGCUCAUUUACCGACUCCUCCACCGAUUCCGGAUGAAAUCUUAAAAUCAUUAGAGCAAAAUGCAGCUGAAGAAGCUGGUGGUGGUGGCGGAGGAGGAGGUGGUGGUGGAGGUGGUGGUGGUGGUGGAUUUGGACGGCCCGGAAAUGGAAAUGGAAACGGUAAACCCGGAUUUAGUCCUUCAAACGGUUACAGUUAUUAAAAAAAUUAAUACAACAUGAACUUAAUCGAAAUGGACUCUAGAUUUUUUGCUAUGUAUAACGGACAAAGAGAAAAAAUAAUGAUAUAUGUGAUGUUUUAUGGUGCUAUUACGUUGUUAUUAAGCUUAUUUACGCAUUAUUUAUGUAUCAUAGUAUUAUAAUAGUUGUAAUUGCUAUAAAAUGUAUAAAAAAAUUGUGUGAAUAUAACAAGUGAUAAGUU